GUAAAGAUCGAUGGAUAUAAAAGCGGCGAGAUGAAAGGAUCGGAGCACAGUGCGACUGGAGAGUCCUAGAGCUCUUCGGAAUGAUCAGUGAAACGUCGUGGAGCCUGAGGGCUCUGGCCCUGCUACUAGUUGUCGCGGCCAUUUCGGCCCUACCAACUUCAGAUCCUAGUGCGGAUGUAGUAAUUGAUCCGAUAAUUGUCGACGACACUACCUUGUCGACUGAGCUGAAGCCUCCACCGAUACCUGAGAAGGAACAUCAGUACGUGCUCUUCGUUAUAAAUCUCUUCGCAGUGAAGAACUCCAGUGGCGAGUCUGCCGAAGAAAUAUUCGAAAACGAAGUAGUUGAGAAAGUACCAAGCCUGCUAGGACCGUUGGCCACCGUGUUCCUGCUCGUCGAGGUCGACGGCAACGACACGGAAACCAACGAGCCGGUGAAUCUCGAUGAAGUGGCGACAGACCUCGAAGACGUCGAGGGUUUCAAAGUGGAGAAGAUCAAGGAGAAUGGCGAGACGAAAUUGCUCAAAGUGAAUCUGGAUCAGAAUGACAUCGACGGCAUGAUGCCGUCGAAAUCGAAGCUGGAGAAGAUGACGAAAGUCCGUAACAAGAGGUCACCCUGUCUGAAGUGCAAACUGAAAGGUUUCCAUGGCGGCGGAGGUGGAUACGGCGGCGGAGGCGGAGGUGGAUACGGAGGCGGAGGCGGAGGAAGCAAAACAAUUGGUGUUAUACCCGUAGUUGUUGUACCUGUUGCAGUUGGUUACCCAUCUUAUCACCAGCCGUCUGGGGGAGGUUGCAAUACAUGUGGCGGCGGCGGUGGCGGAGGUUCGUACGCCCAAGCUUCCGCAUCAGCAGGAAGUUGGGGUAAAUAAACCACUGGGAAACAUCAAGAGUGGAAAAGUUGCCAGUCGUCAUGCUGCCGAUAGUCAAAUAACCGCAACGAUCUAUCGAACCGAAACACGUUAACACCCCGAUCAUGUUAAUUUCACUACAAUGUAACCGUCCGUCAUCGCGAUCGUCCAUUUGUACAGUCACUCUGCCAAGAAUCAAAUAAACGAAGAAAAAAAACGAAAA
Hylaeus volcanicus is the source of this 1068-nucleotide messenger RNA. Its product is annotated as keratin, type II cytoskeletal 1-like. The transcript is spliced from 6 exons. The record is from RefSeq and is a predicted model, not a curated record. The coding region runs from base 81 to 866 and encodes 261 amino acids. Lineage: Eukaryota; Metazoa; Arthropoda; Insecta; Hymenoptera; Colletidae.